AACCAACUGUAAUAUAAGAACGAAAACAAAAAAAAAAAACAAUUGUCUAACAUAUACUAAAUAUGGGCCGUGUUUUCCUCGAGCAUAUUGGCGGCUCGAAACUGUUCAAUUGCGCACAGUGCCUGACAAAUCUUACCAAUCGCAGCCAAUUGAUAAGUACACGAUUUACAGGUGCAACGGGUCGUGCGUAUCUUUUCAAGCGAGUUGUUAAUCUGACCUUUAGUAAUGUCCAAGAGCGUGUAAUGCUUACGGGUCGCCAUAUGGUGCGCGAUGUAAUGUGUAAGAGCUGCGAUGCCAAAUUAGGCUGGAUGUAUGAAUACGCCACUGAAGAUGCACAAAAAUACAAGGAAGGACGUGUGAUUCUGGAGUAUGCAUUAAUAAGCGAGACAGACGGUUUUCAGGGUGAAAGUGGUUCUAUACAUUAAAAAACACCAUAUUAGUGAAUUUUCAUUCAUUUCACAUUUCGUAAGAAGUCUACAACGAGUCAGCUCUACCAAGCGCAAGCAUUCUUAGUUAAUAGUACUUUUCUUUAGUAUUCAGCAGUUACCAAAAGUUACAUGUGCAUUAAGUUAUUAGUAAUUAAAUCGCCAAUUGAUCACAAUACGGUAAAAUCUCAAUAUUUAUCUAUAUUAUUUUAGGUGCAUAAAGCAUAUAUGAAAUAUUGUAUUGCACAUAUUUUAAAUUUUUUUUAAAUAAAUUUUCGUAUUCAUGUU
Molecule: messenger RNA, 713 nt
Organism: Zeugodacus cucurbitae (melon fly)
Lineage: Eukaryota; Metazoa; Arthropoda; Insecta; Diptera; Tephritidae
Gene: Yippee
Product: protein yippee
Exons: 3
Coding region: 63-425 (120 amino acids)
Source: RefSeq, a predicted model, not a curated record